AUGUCCAUAGUGAACGCCUUGUUGUUUGUGUCCCUGUUUGUGAGCGUGGACGUCUGCGCUCUCGGCUUCCUACGCUUCCUGCAGUUGUCUCCGCAAAUCUUCUUCCGCUUCCCAUGCCCGCCGCUAGUCGCUUUGUGGACAGGAGAGCUGACUAGAGCUUUCCUCCUCCUGCUGCUCCCACUAGUAGCUGGUGGUCCCUCAUGGGCACGAGGCUUCGGUAUUGUCCAGAGCGUCCUGGUCCUGACUUUGCACCUGCCAGUGUACGUGACACUUGUGCACGCGCUGGGCGGAGCUGUCGACGAGGAAAUGUGGAGCUGGCACUCCUGGGAAAGGAUGUUUCAGGGCUACCUGGUGACCCUUGUGUCGUGGAUCUACUGGACUCAAUACGUCCAGUCUCUGCUGCUGUCUCUGACUCGCUCCGUGUCGUUCCUGUGGAGACCAAAGAGCAGACUCUGCCAGGAGACCAAAAAGGAAUCCGUCUCAUCUCUGAGGAGACUGUUGGGAUUCAUGCAGCCUCACAUCGUUUGCUUUGCGGGCGUCUUGCUUCUUGUGGCGCUUUCCUCUUUCUGUGAGAUGGCAGUACCUAAGUAUACGGGUCAGGUGGCCGACUGGAUCCAAGACCAGGGGGCGCCUGACGCUUUCACAGAGGCUAUCACAAUUAUCGCCGUCAUGACUGUUGCCGGUGCGGUGCUAGAGUUCAUUGGUGACCUGAUGUACAACAUCACCAUGAGUAACAUUCACACGGCAGUACAGGCAGAUGUCUUCCAGGCCGUAGUCAAGCAGGAGAUCGCCUUCUUUGACAGCACCCCUGCAGGUGAGCUGGUGUCGCGUAUCACCACGGACACCAACACCAUGAGCGAAGCACUGAGCCAGAAGCUGAGCUUGCUCAUGUGGUACACUGGCCGUGUGAUCUUUCUCUUCGCCUUCAUGCUCAUGCAGUCGUUCAAAAUGUCGUUGGUCACCCUCAUGGGACUUCCCAUCAUUUGGGUCGUGCCGAAGUUCACGGCACACUUCAACCAGACAAUAUCGGUGAAAGUUCAAGAGUCACUGGCUAAAGCCAACCAGGUGGCAACAGAAACCUUCUCUUGCAUCAAGACGGUGAAAAGUUUCGCUAACGAGGAGGGCGAGACGGAACGCUACAGGCGCUGCACGGAGGAAACGUACGCCCUCAACAAGUUAGAGGCAGUGGCAUACGCCAGUACUACGUCUGCCAAUAGCAUGACCACUUUGGCCAUGAAGGUGUUCAUCCUCUACUACGGAGGCGUUCUCGUGACCCGCGGGUUGGUCAGCAGUGGAGAACUUGUCUCCUUCGUCCUCUACGAGCUUCAGUUUGCUUCUGUCGUAGAUGCCUUAAUGCAUUGCUACCCAUCGGUGAAGAAAGCUGUGGGGAGUUCUGAGAAGAUAUUUGAAUACUUGGAUCGGAAACCUCAAGUUCCUCCAGAUGGAACUUUGGCCCCGGAUGACCUGAAGGGACACGUUCAGUUCAAAAAUGUCACGUUUGCCUAUUCGAAAGGCAACGGUAUAGCCCUCAAGGACGUGUCCCUGGAAAUGAAACCCGGGAAGAUCACUGCACUUGUGGGGCUCAACAGAGCUGGAAAGUCGUCUUGCGUCAAGCUGCUGGAAAGGUUUUAUCAACCCCAAAGUGGAGUCAUCCUCCUGGACGGGAAACCCUUAGACACUUAUAAGGACGCUUAUCUUCGCCAGAAGAUCUCAGUGGUUAGCCAGGAAGUUGCGCUGUUUGCCCGUUCCGUGAGGGAGAACAUCAAGUACGGCUGCCCAGACGCCACUGAUGAGGACAUGUACGAGGCUGCUAAGAUGGCCAGCGUCCACGAGGACAUCACCAAAUUGUCCAAGGGUUACGACACUGAUGCUGGUGAGAAAGGAGGGCAAAUAUCUGGCGGCCAGAAGCAACGUAUCGCUAUUGCCCGAGCCUUAAUCCGACGGCCCACCGUCUUGGUUCUAGACAACGCCACCAGUGACUUGGACACCAAAAAUGAACAUCAGGUCUACGAGGCCCUUCUGAAACUCAAAAAUUGCUCUGUGCUGCUGAUAUCCACCAAAAUGAGCGUGGUGGAGAUGGCCGACCACACCGUUGUUCUCCAUGAUGGCGCGGUUGAGGCAGAGGGCAGCCACGCCCAGCUGCUAAAAACCAGCCAGCUGUACGCUCAGCUGGUGAAGAAGGAAAAGGAGGAGUAG
Molecule: messenger RNA, 2196 nt
Organism: Nerophis lumbriciformis (worm pipefish)
Lineage: Eukaryota; Metazoa; Chordata; Actinopteri; Syngnathiformes; Syngnathidae
Source: RefSeq, a predicted model, not a curated record